CUGAACCGGUGAAGUUGUUGUCGUUGAUGGACUUGUAGAUUCCGGGGAUGAACAAUGAAUGUUUCGAACAACUGCCAGUGCUCUUGAACUUAUUACGCCUUAAAGACAACGUCAGCUAAUUAUGAGGAAUCUGAUCUCAUCCGUAACUUCCGCGUCGAGAUGAAGCAUUUGGUGAUUCCGAGUCUCUUGCAACUUUCCUGACGCGCAUCUGACGUCACCCUCAAAGCAUGAACGAAACGAUUCAAACAAUUCGGCUAUUGAUAUUCCGCUUUCCACAGCGACGACGACAACGUAAUAUUCAUCAUCACUCAAAAGAGGGUCCAUCAAGACAAUUUUAUCGAUACAGCAUCUUCACUGUCAGCAGGAGGACCACAAGCCGAACCUCGUAACCACGAAAGUCGCCGAACCCUGUGGUGUUUACGAUGGCCACCUUCAAGGGCCAAAAAAUCCCGAUAUGUUAUGCCUCAUGCUCAAUAGGACAUGACGAAAAUCACACACUCCCCAAGAAGCUGAAGGCAAUUGCGGCUGCGGGAUUCGAUGCCAUUGAACUUUCCAUGCCAGAUAUUCUGACCUACGGUCGACAAAUCCCAGAGAGUGGUGCAGAAAUCGAUCCAAAGGACUACGCCACACUACGGUCAGUCGGACAGAGAAUCGGCGAACUGUGCAAGAAAGAAGGACUCAAAAUCCUAAUCUUGCAGCCCUUCGCCAACUUCGAAGGUUGGCCCAAAGGCAGCAAGGAGCGGGAGGAUGCUUGGGAACGGGCUAAGGGAUGGAUGAGUAUCAUGGAAGCGACGGGAACGGACAUGAUGCAGAUUGGUUCUUCGGAUGCCGAAGGCAUAUCUUCGAAUUUCGACGACCUGGCUGCAGAGUUGGCUGAACUCGCCGAUAUCUUUGCAGAGAAAGGCUUCCGAAUCGCAUACGAGAAUUGGUGCUGGGCCACUCAUGCACCAACUUGGAAGGAUGUCUGGGAGAUUGUGAAAAGGGCGAAUCGACCGAACCUCGGAUUAUGCCUUGACACAUUCCAAAGCGCAGGGGGUGAAUGGGGCAGUCCAGUCACGAAGUCAGGGCUGAUUGAAGACGUCGACAAGGACGAGCUCGACAGAAAAUGGAAGUCCAGUUGCGAAGAACUCUCCAAGACUGUUCCUCCAGGGAAGAUCUUCUUCUUGCAGAUCUCCGAUGCAUACAAGAUGGAUCCACCAUUACCAGAUAAGCCCGACGAAAGUGGUCUGCGACCUCGGGGUCAAUGGAGUCAUGACUACCGCCCGGUUCCAUACGACGGGGGAUAUCUGCCUGUUGAGGACUUCACAAAGGCGGUACUCGGGACAGGGUUUCGAGGUUGGCUUUCGGUCGAGGUGUUCGAUGGCAAAGGACCGGAGAAAUAUGGUGACGACUUGCAACCGUAUGCAAAACAAGCCUGCAGCUCAUUGCAGAAAUUACUGGAUCAGGCUGGAGCAGAGGACUGAUGGAUACUUGGCCGAUGGGAAUACCAGGGACAUGGCUGGACAAGUCGACGAGUACAAGGCUGGGUUCUGGUCAAUAUCCGUACCUUUGUGUCUUUACGAAGGAUGUGCUGUCAGCUCCGACGUUGCAGCAAGCACAAUCUGGGGCUGGGCAAGCAGAAACUUCAUAGCCUGUGCGACGGUGUUCCAGUCCAGAAGCAGGACGGGACAGGUGCUUGUAGUGGUAUGACCGUUUCGAGUUCUAUGCAGUGAAACAUCCUGC
Messenger RNA from Exophiala xenobiotica, 1722 nucleotides. RefSeq lists its product as uncharacterized. The transcript is spliced from 2 exons. NCBI's taxonomy places the organism in Eukaryota, Fungi, Ascomycota, Eurotiomycetes, Chaetothyriales, Herpotrichiellaceae. The record is from RefSeq and is a predicted model, not a curated record. The coding region runs from base 423 to 1463 and encodes 346 amino acids.